GUUUGCAGACAGUGCUGACAGUCUCCACGGUGUGCCAGUAUUGGGGCUUAUUUAACUCUUCUGAGCCUGCACCGGCACCAGCCUCCAGCCAUGGAGAUACAGUACUUACAACCUCACACAGGUCCCUCAAUGCAUUUGAUUGAUUAUAAUGAUUUUGAUAUCUGCCUUAUUUAUGCCAUUAGAAAAUGGAUCCUCAGGUUUACCCUUACACCACCAACCAUUUAAAGUAACUGUAUUUGUGACAUAGGCGCAGCUACAUAAGCAGGUUUGCAGCAAAUAACUAAUGUACUGUAUGUCCCUGCUUUCUCAGCUUCUCCUUUGGUUUCAUUUCACUUGAAUAUCAGCUGUUGGUGCCUAUUGUUUAAGUUUCGAUUCUGCCUUGUUCCCUCCCUGAACCACAAUGACAGGGUCUCUAUAAACAACAGCAUCAGCCGCAGUAGGUCAUUGUUCAUUACCAGAAGCACAAGUAAACUGGUUUCUUUACAAGCAAACAAAAACAAACAAUGAGUGAGUCCCAGGAUACACUGAAAUCCCGUUUGGAAGAGCUGAAGUGCCACUUUACAUGGGGGCUACAGGAAAAGGAUUUUGAAAUUAAAGAACUGGAAGAAAGACUUAAAAUUCAACUGGUAUAUUUAAACAAGAAUCUUAAAGGCAGGUUAUAUAACCUGUUGGCCUAUAUAAACCACUUGAAGAAUAAUUAUACAGAGGCUAUUGCGAAUCUCCAAAAAGCAGAGGAUAUUCUUCAAGAGUCUAAUGUUUCUGAGACCGACAUGAAAUAUCUGCUGACCUUCUCCAAUUACGCAUGGGUCUAUUACUGUCUUAAUAACAGUGAAAGGUCCAAGCUCUUUAUUGACAAGAUAAAUACUAUCCAUACACAAUCAAAAGAACUUAAAGAUCUUGUGCAAUCUGAAACCUAUGGAGAAGAAGGAUGGGCUCUGCUGAAAUGUUGUGGCCAAUAUUUGGGGAAAGCAAAAGACUGUUUUGAAAAGGCUCUGAAAGGGAAUCCGGAUGAUCCUGAAUGGAAUACUGAAAUGGCAACUGUAGUUUAUCGUCUGGAGGGAUUCCGAGGUAGGGAAUGUACCGAUUUAAAAUGUUUGUCAUUCCAGUUAUUGGAACGGGCAGUUAAGCUGGACCCAAAGAACUCUGUGAUUAAGGUGCUUUUGGCUUUAAAACUACAGGAGUUAAAGAAACACGAAGAUGCAAUGAAGCAUAUUAAGGGUGCCUUAGAACUCACACCAGAUCUUCCAUAUAUGCUUCGCUAUGUUGCCAAAUUUUACAGGCGAGCAGGAAAGUUUGAGGAAGCUAUUAAACUUCUGAAGAAGGCUGUAAAUAUAACUCCUACUUCUGGUUUUCUCCAUUAUCAGCUGGGGCUGUGCUACAGACAAAUGCUCAUACACAAAAAGAAAACAGGAAGAGGUAAUUACAGAGGUCCACAUAUGCAAGAAAUAAGAGAUCUAACGGAAAAGGCAAUAUUUAACUUUGAAAUGGUGCUGGAAGUGAAAAGAACAUGCCUGCAUGUACAUUUCGAUUUAGCGGAUAUGUACUCCAGAUCAGAUCAACAUAAAAAAGCAGAGGAGACCUAUAAAAAGGCCACAGAGCUAACAACCAUUCCGGAAUAUGAACAACAACAAGCCCACUUACAUUAUGGGACAUUUCUGGAGAAAUGGAAGAAAUCUGAAAAUGAAGCUGUAGAACAGUACAAGGAAGGGCUGAGGAUUCCUGAGCAGAAUAAACACAGGGAAGAGUGUGAGACGUCUCUGAGAAGGAUAGCCAAUCAUAGGGUAGAGAGAAACCCCAGGGAUGCUUCAGGGCUCGCUUUGCUUGGGUUCAUCAGUAAAGAAAACCAGGAUAAAUCAAAUGCCAUGAAAUGGUAUGAAAAAGCUUUAAAGAGUGAUCCAUCCAAUGAUGAAUAUCUGAGUGUUCUCUUUGAUUUGAAGCUAAAAUGAAGAAAAUGAGUUGAAGACACCUGUAUUGCUACAUGGACAUAUAAUCAUGAACUCAAUUAGUUCUGGUCUGUACUUUACAUAUUAGCAGUUUGUAGUGAUGGGCGAAUUUAUUCACCAGGCAUGGAUUUGCUGUGAAUUUCCGCACUUCACCGACUGUGAAUGUUUUCACGAAACUGUCACAAUUUGCCGCGGAAAAUUGUCGCUCGCAUCAUAAUUGUCACCAGUCAAAAUUAUUUUGAUGCCCAUUGACUUCAAUGUUCAUGAAUUUGUUCGGAGUUUUGCAGAUUUUUCGGCUCAGCAAAAUGGGACAGAUUCACUCAUUACUUGCAGUUUGGCCUACAUGCUGCAGUUUCACAUAUAAUAUGCAGAGCUGGGCCAAGUAGUAUUUGUGGCCAUGGCAAUACUGUACUACUUGUCCAAUGAUCUGCACAAUUGCCCCACAUUGCUAAAUGCUGCUCUCCCCACUGCCUGCUCUCCACUCUCUCAAUUACACCCCCAAUAAUGGCACCCAACCUUAGUUCUGGACCUGAUAAUAUCAGUGCAAAAUAAAUCAUACUACACUAGAAAAUCAUAAAGUUCAGAGGAGUCACUCACAGUUACAACUAUGGGACCUGUUAUCCAGAAUGCUUGGGAACUAGGGUUUUCCAGAUAACAGGUUGUUCCAUAAUUUGGAUCUUCUAUAAAAUCAUGUAAACAUUAAAUAAACCCAACAGGCUAGUUUUGCUUCCAAUAAGGAUUAAUUGUAUCUUAAUUUGGAUCAAGUACAAGCUACUGUUUUAUUACUACACUGAAAAAUGGUAUUCUAAAACAUCUGGAUUUUUUGAUUAUAAUGGAGUCUAUGGGCAAUGGCCUUUCUGUUAUUCAGAGCUUUCUCCGUUUCCGGAUAACAGAUCCGAUACUUUUUAUUUACUCUUUAUUGGGCCACUGUUUGGUCUGUGCAAUAUCUCGCUAUAUAUUCCUAUAUGCAAGAUGAUGAUUUCUGUCACUGAAACUUAUAUUUUAUAAUAAAUAAUGCACCCACUGUUGUAAAAAAUGAGGAUAUUAGAAAUCACCUUCGGAAUUCCAGGACCUGUAUAAAAGCACUUGGCUUUCGGCCUCCCACUUUGAUAUGGUCAUGGAACUACUUGCUGAAUUAUAAUAUUCUUAUAUUUUACAUCGGGGGGUACAUUAUUCACUAUAUAUAUUUGUACAGAGCUCUAAAGUCACAUAUCUUUAAGGGUUUCGAUUUGGUUCCUCUAAACAGUUAAUGGUUUGGCUGAAUCUGAAUUCUUCAAAAAAUGCUGAUUGGACUGAUUCUUAAACCUUAUCCUGGCUUUAGUGAUACAGGUAUGGGACCUCUUAUCCAGAAUGCUCGGGACCUGGGGUUUUCCGGAUUAUGGAUCUU
Molecule: messenger RNA, 3330 nt
Organism: Xenopus laevis (African clawed frog)
Lineage: Eukaryota; Metazoa; Chordata; Amphibia; Anura; Pipidae
Product: interferon-induced protein with tetratricopeptide repeats 5
Exons: 2
Coding region: 504-1946 (480 amino acids)
Source: RefSeq, a predicted model, not a curated record